Messenger RNA from Folsomia candida, 3099 nucleotides. RefSeq names its product serine/threonine-protein kinase prp4 (gene Prp4k). Gene Ontology annotation, molecular function: protein serine/threonine kinase activity; ATP binding. Lineage: Eukaryota; Metazoa; Arthropoda; Collembola; Entomobryomorpha; Isotomidae. The record is from RefSeq and is a predicted model, not a curated record. Gene Ontology annotation, biological process: peptidyl-serine phosphorylation; mRNA cis splicing, via spliceosome; peptidyl-threonine phosphorylation. The transcript has 10 exons. Bases 177 to 2945 code for a protein of 922 amino acids.
UCCUUCUGCUGCUACCACCGCUGCUGCUGACACCACCACUCCCAAAACAAAUUACAAUUAAUUGUAAUUAGCUAAAUAACUCCAGCAAUUACGGUUUAAUAUUUGAGUAACCACUGGCCCAUCAUCCGUAAAAAUCAACUUGAACCGGAAAAAGUCCAGGUUAUAGUAACCACAUUAUGGCCAGCAGUUCAGUCAGCUCACAAGCCACGUCCCCAAUCCCAUCAGACCUGAAGAAGGUUGCUAAACGGGUGAAAAAGAAGAAGGAAAAGAAAACCAAGCAUAGCAAACAUGGCAAGAAACCAAAAGAUAAGAAAGACAAGGAUAAAAAGAAGCAUAAAAAGGAGCACAAGAAACACAAGAAAUCGAAAGACCCAACCACUGAUGAUGGGACACAUGUUGAUGAUGGAGCUUCCACCAAUAUACAAGUGCCAUCCAGCCCGGAAAUGUCGCCUUUAAGUAUUGAUGCAAGUUCUAAAAAUAUUGGUACAUCAAUAUCAAUAGCUGAUGACAUUUCGAACGCUUCCAUCGCUCUCUUGGAAGAUGAGAUGAAUUUGGAGGAAUUAAUGAGACAAAAAGAAUUAUUGCAGAAACGUCUGGCUGUUAUUGAGUCUGAUGGAAGCGUUAGUAAGAGACAUCAUACUAGUGAAAAGGACAAGAAACGACAUUCUUCCGAGAAUAAUUUAAAUGGAAACGGAAACACUACCAACAAAUACCGAGGCCAUCAUCAUGAUAAAACAGAGUCUCGCAGUUUAAAGAAGGACCAGUUUGCUGAAUUGAAUCCUACUCGUGAUGUUGAUGAUGAAAUACAGUUUCAUUCACAAAGAUCCACCAAGCAAAAUUCUUCCCAUGAUCGACACGAAGAACCUUUAAGAAAGAAAACCCGAGUUCAUAUUAGCCCAAGUGGAGAAAGUGAAGCCAAACAACACAACACGAAUAUUUACCACCACAAGAAUUCUAAUGAUCGAAAAGAGAAAGCAAACGAAAUGAACGAUUCGAUUAAAAGGCAUGGUGGAAAGGAUGACAGUGGUGGCAGAGGUCCGAGACCAAGCAACUCUCCAAGGCGUGAUCGUGAACGCGAUAAUUCACGGAACAACAACAAUAGGGAUUUUGAGAGGAGCGGUAGGAGGGGAGGGGGUAAAGAUUCAUUAGAUCAUCAUAAUAGGGACAAUAGGGGAGGAGAUCGGAGGGAUCCAAAUCACCGAGGUGAUUUGGACCGAGACCGAAAUCAUUUUAGAGAUGACAGAGAUAGUAGAAAUAGACAUCAUCAACAAGACAUGCAUCGGAAGCAACGAGGAGGAGAUGAUCGAAAUAGCGAUCGCCGUGGCAGACGUGGUUCGCAUUCGCGAAAUCGAGGAGAGAGAACCAGCGAUGGCAAACGAAAUAACAAUAAAGAUGAGGAACACCAUAAGCGAAGUCGCAAGCAAGAAGAAUCAGAGGACGAGGAGCUGGACAUUCAAAUGAACGAAGAGGAUGAGGACGAAGAUGCCAUUAUCCAGAAGCGACGACGGGAACGAGAGGAGCUGAUGCGGCGCUUGGAAGCAACUGAGGAUUCUAACAUGUCAAUUGGAUCAAAAUCUAGCGUGAGCCCUUCUGACAGUCGAGUUUUAUCCGAGCAGAGUGAGAUUACGCUCGAUAGUGAUAGUAAACUUUCUAACUCUGUUCAAUCUAAACCCUUCCAAUCUCCUCAAAACAGCGUUUCCAAGACCAGUGAUACCAGUAAUAGUGCCCAUCGCAAUUUUGGUGAAAUAGCUGAUGACGAUGUUCAUAAAGAGCUCCACAAAAAAUCAUCUGAGCCAGUGGCACGGAAAGAAAAGCCCAAGUUUACCGAACAAGACAUGUUUUCGGAACACUUUGAUAGUCCUUCUGAAGGUGUCGAAGGUUGUGUUAUUGGGCGUGAUGAAAAUCCUAACCUGACAGAUAAUUGGGAUGACGCUGAAGGGUAUUAUCGUGUCCGUAUUGGGGAGCUGUUGGAUGGCCGCUACACAGUUUACGGAUAUACUGGUCACGGAGUAUUUUCCAACGUUAUCAGAGCAAGAGAUGCUGCGAGGGAUAAUGAAGACGUUGCUGUCAAGAUAAUUCGUAACAACGAAAUCAUGCAAAAAUCUGGAUUAAAAGAGCUUGAAAUAUUAAAGCGCCUCAAUGAUGAAGAUCCAGAUGAUAAGUACCAUUGCGUAAGGUUAAAGCGACACUUUUCCCAUAAACAGCAUUUGUGUAUGGUAUUUGAGCCUUUGUGCAUGAACUUGAGAGAAGUGCUAAAAAAAUAUGGGAAGGACGUUGGCCUUCACAUCAAAGCUGUCCGUUCGUACUCUCAGCAACUGUUUUUAGCCCUAAAACUUAUGAAGAAAGCUAACAUCUUGCAUGCAGAUAUCAAACCUGAUAACAUUUUGGUGAAUGAAAGCAGACUGCUGUUGAAACUUUGUGAUUUCGGUUCGGCAAGUUAUGCUCAUGAAAAUGAAAUCACUCCAUAUCUGGUCAGUAGGUUUUACAGGGCUCCAGAAAUAAUUUUAGGCUUAUCCUACGACUAUGCAUUGGACAUGUGGUCCGUCGGAUGUACAAUUUACGAGCUAUAUACGGGGAAAAUUUUAUUUCCGGGAAGCUCGAACAAUCAGAUGAUGAAGUACUUCAUGGAGCUGAAAGGAAAGUUUUCCAAUAAAAUAAUUCGUAAAAGUGCGUUUAAGGACAGUCAUUUUGAUAGUAACUGCAACUUUCUAUCACACGAAGUGGACAAAGUUACUGAAAGGGAUAAAAUUGUGACAAUGUCGUCUGUCACCCCUACAAGGGAUUUGCUAAGGGAACUGGUUGGAAAUCAAGAUCUACCUGCCGAUCAGUACAGAAAAGUGACUCAGUUGAGAGAUCUCCUGGAUCGAGUGCUUAUGUUGGACAACAACAAACGGACAACUACAAAAGACGCAAUGUCGCAUCCAUUUAUAACUGAAAGAAUUUAACAAGUUUCCUUUUCGUGUCUCCUUAGACCUCUGUCAAAAUCAUAAAUUUGUUUAGUAAAAUAGUAUUAUUGGUUUUGACAGUUUUAACUAAUUUUAUAAUUAAGCGUCUAAUUAUUAUACAUGUCGUUAUGAAUAAAAAUAUAUAAUAAAGGGA